AUGACUCAGACAAGUAUUCAACCUGAUGUGGUUACAUGUAAUACUCUUAUUGAUGGGUUAUGUAGAACUGGUGAAGUGAGGUCUGCUCUUCAGCUAAGAAACAUGAUGCGGAAAUGGAACUGCAGAUCUAAUGUUGUUUCAUAUUUUGCGCUUAUAGAUGCUCUUUGCAAAGGAGGUCGGUUCAAUGAAGCAAAGAGACUGCUUGAAGAGAUGGUCAGUAGAGGAAUCUCUGCAAAUUUAACAACUUACAAUUCUAUGAAUCAUGGUCAUUACCUACAUGGUCAACGGGAAGAAGCAAGAAAAUAUUUCGAUGAAAUGAUGGAUCGAGGGACUUCACCAGAUACAAUAACUUUUAGUAUAUUAAUUAAUUCACAUUGUAAAGAUGGGAUUAGAGCUGGUCGUCUAGAAAAAGCAAUUGAACUAUGGGACUGGAUGGUGGAAAGGGGCCUUGAUCCAGAUGACUACAGCUACAGUAUGUUAAUGAAUGAGUAUCGCAAUACCCGGAGUCUGUUUUCAAUUUGUCAAAAAUGGCGACGAAUGGUUUCCAUUGAAAGUUACAAGGCUAAAGAAGAAAUCGCUUAUGCUGUCUGCAAAAGAUACUCCGUCGAAUCAGAUAUCUCAAGUGAAGGGAUUCGAAGAAAUGACAUAAAGACACUGGUAUCCAACAUUUCAAAAUUAUCAACUGCAGGAACUCUCAAAACUGAAGAGGAGGUGAUGUAA
This is a messenger RNA of Papaver somniferum (opium poppy), 720 nucleotides long. Its product is annotated as pentatricopeptide repeat-containing protein At3g22470, mitochondrial-like. The record is from RefSeq and is a predicted model, not a curated record. Bases 1 to 720 code for a protein of 239 amino acids. The transcript is spliced from 4 exons. Lineage: Eukaryota; Viridiplantae; Streptophyta; Magnoliopsida; Ranunculales; Papaveraceae. Gene Ontology annotation, molecular function: protein binding.